Molecule: messenger RNA, 699 nt
Organism: Aspergillus aculeatus ATCC 16872
Lineage: Eukaryota; Fungi; Ascomycota; Eurotiomycetes; Eurotiales; Aspergillaceae
Exons: 3
Coding region: 1-699 (232 amino acids)
Source: RefSeq, a predicted model, not a curated record
AUGAUGCACCUGAAAUUGGUUCUGGGCCUGGCUGCCGCUACACUUGUCUCGGCUGAGAACAUUGUCACUACCCUUUUCAUCCCGGAUACCGACGCCGAGUCAUUGGUGGGCUCAGUCAUGGGCGUGGCUGCAACUGCUACUACCUACCUUGUCAACUGUCCGACCGCAACUGGUAUUGAUGAUGACGAUGACGGCGAUGACUGCGGCAUGGGACCCGGUAUGACAAUUGUUGCCGGCCCUCAAACCACCAGCUAUUUCCUCGGGGAGCCAGAAGAUGAUCUCUAUAUGUCCAUGGCUUGUUCGGUGCAAGGGAUUACUUACGGGGUCUGCACCGAAAUGAUUUCGGGCACGGGGGCGGACUUCCCUGGGACCUAUACCACGACCAUGGGUACUGAUGACCUCUGCUGCUUUGUGCCCGUUACCAUCACUGCGGGCACGCUUACCGGUGCUGGAGAUGCCACCUCCCCUGCGACUGUACUAGCCACCGGAACGGCUGCCUCUACCGCCCCCGAUGCUUCCGCUACCGGCACGGACCCCGCAGUCAGCGGCAAACCGGCUGCUGCUACUGUUGGCGCCUCCACAACUACCAACAAUAGCACGACCCAGAGCAGCACCGGAGCUGCGGCACUCAUUACCCAUGAUUCGACUCUGUUCUUUGGAGGUGCUGCGGCGGCUGCACUUGUGGCCGCAGCCUUUUGA